This is a messenger RNA of Pecten maximus, 3923 nucleotides long. RefSeq lists its product as uncharacterized. NCBI's taxonomy places the organism in Eukaryota, Metazoa, Mollusca, Bivalvia, Pectinida, Pectinidae. The record is from RefSeq and is a predicted model, not a curated record. Gene Ontology annotation, biological process: signal transduction. The transcript is spliced from 12 exons. Bases 37 to 2325 code for a protein of 762 amino acids.
UCGAUCAAUACACAUCCGGCAAAAGAUCAACAUGAAAUGGGUGCAAUAUGUAGCAGUAAGUCAACCACAGUCGUAGACUCACGCCAGCCUGCCACAGACGAAAGUGACAGCGCAGUAUAUACAUACGCAAAUCAUAACACUUCUCGAGUGGAGAGAAGGUCCCCUGACGUGGGAGAACGUGUAGGGUAUAUAAACACUAGCGAAACAUUACUUCAAGAGGACAAGAAUUUACCACGUGGCUUGUCCGAUCCCAAUAUGCCGGCAAGAUUACCAACAGGAGAUGCGACUGUACCCUCGACCAUCGAUGCCAGUUCGUCAAAAACUAAACCAGACAAUCCACGAAUGCAAACAACAUUCACGAACUUGAAAAAUGCACAGCAAUUGUUUGUUACAGAAAUGAAAAAUGAGAACACCGCAACCGAAUUUGAUGGUGUUCAGAAAGUCCUUAAACGGGAUGUUUCUGAUGUUUUCGACGAAUACACGAGUCCAUCAGAAAGAGAAACAAUUGGGGAUUUUAUGGUCGAAAUUGGUUUGGUGGAAACCUUGGUUAAAUUAUACGAAUACAUUAUCGAAGACAUGUAUGACGCAUUCACCUUGGCCACAUCAAUGGACUCGGGCAAGGAAAAACACCUGCUCAAAGAAAUUCGAAAAAUUUUAUGGAAUUUUUCUGAUAGAAGUUUAGAGUUUAAGGAUGCAAUAGCCAAAACUCGAAUUAUGUUUGGGUUCCUGGCCAAGGAUUUACAGGAAAUGAGGAAACACGAAUUCAAUCAAAUUCAAGAAAAUUCAUUUCCUUUCGGAUCAGCCGUGAACAUAAUCCACAACUGUUCUAGAAGUUCCAAUAUCACGAAGGACAUGUACAUGGUAGAUCCUCAGCCUGAUGGAGGUGAAACAGUCUCCCUAAAGACAUGUCUCCAACCUUUUCUUCAUUCAUCUGAUACAUAUGUGAAGCUUAUAACGUUGUUAUCACUGGCACAUAUGAUGGACGAUAAAGAAAGCAAAGAACUAUUGGAAACUGAUGAAACCAUAUUGAACUUUCUACUGGAAAUGAUUCGAAAGGCCACAGAAUCAGAAAAUAGACGACAGCAAGGAUUUUCGGUCGAAGAACUUCUAGAUGGGCUUUCCCGCAUAGCUAAAAAUGAUAGCAACAAAGUUAAAAUUAUGAAAAUCCAUGAUGCUUUCACGCUAAUCAAAGAAAUCAUUAUAAGAGGCAAUGUCGUGUCAGAAACUACCGCUGCAGUUCGAACCAUCUGGGAGUUAGCAUUUGAUACCAAUACUAGAGGUCAAAUCAGGCAAAGUGAAGACUUAAUGAAAAAACUAAAAGAGCUAAAACUUUCUGGAACAGCAGAGCUUGCCAACACAGCGUCGUACGCGUAUUUCGUGAUCACGGAUUCAGAUGACACCGAAUCUGAAGACGACGAAUUACGACACAACACAUCAGAUUCCAUGGUUCCUCCUGAAGAGACAGACAGAAGUAAAAAUCCCCUCAAGUCACAUGCACCUCCGCAUUCUACUAUUGCUGCAGGAGAGACCAGACCAGGACAUAUUAUGCUCAGCUAUAACUGGACACAUCAACCAAUGCUACUGAAGGUGUAUGACAAUUUAACGGAACAUGGCCUUCCGGUGUGGAUGGAUGUCUAUAACAUGAAGGGCAACCUCUUGGACGCCAUGUCUCAGGCUAUUAAAGAUUCCGACAUCGUUGUCAUUUGUGUAUCGGAGCAGUAUGGCAAAAGUGGAAAUUGUCGAACCGAGGCAGAGUUCGCACGGAAGAAGAAGAAGACCAUCAUUCCAUUUAUGAUGCAAAGAAAUGUAGAUUUACCAGGUUGGUUAGACAUGCUGCUUGGUGAAAAGUUGUACUACAAAUUCUACGACUUUGAACUGGGCGACCAGCGGGCAUUUGAUGCACGCAUGGGGGAGGUUAUCGCAGCUCUUGUUGGUCACAUGACACCUAACCAGUCAAGUGUACAACCCUCAUUGCUUCCAUCACCAGACAGAAAAGUAGACGAGCCGCAAACGACGGUUGUAAAACAGAAAAAGUCCCAAGAAACCACUACUAAGGCGCCAAAAGCGAAAAAAUCUAAACAGCUCAAGGAGAACGACAGUCCAUUGGACUCGUGGACAGAGGAUGACAAAGAUAACUGGUUGAGAGACAACAGACUAAACACGUAUAAGGGCAUGAAGGCAAUUACCUGUGAACAACUACAGUUUCUUGUCAAGAUCUCGGUUAAGGCCCCGGAGUUCUUCUAUAGAAGCCUGAAGGAGGAAGUCGGACUGAAUGGUCUGGAGCAACUGAUGCGGGUCAGCAAUGCGAUUGAGGAGCUUGUGUAAUGUCUAUGGCAAAAAGAGACAGUAGCAGAAACCAUAAAACUGGAUACUAAAUAAUGAAAAAUACAAAGGUAACAAACAAUAGAUAUCUUUCGUGGAUGCUACAAAGUGAUUUCUAUCGAACUAAAGUAGUUCAAAAUUUGUUAUAGAUAUACACUGUACACUGUAGCACGUUACAUAAGGUAAUACAAUUUAUUGCAUGUUUGCCAGUGAAAUAUAGAAUUUAUCAAACUAAUAAAACUGAUAUUUUCACUGCAGCGAUGAGCAGUGAAAAUAUAAUAUUUUGCAGUGAAAAUAUAAGUUUUGCAGUGAAAAUAUAAGUUUCGUUUCUGACCAAUCAGAGCGAAACUUUGUAUUCAUCUCAUUGAAAUUUGCCGACUUUUCCAAUCGAAGCGAAGAUAGAUAAAUUGGUUAUUUUGCUGUAUUUCUGAAAUAUUCAGACAGGUUUUGGCAAAAUACUGACUUGACGUUAGCUAAGCAUGCACAGAUUCUCCGAUUACACCAUAAAACGCUUAAUUGCGUUGAUCAGUGCUUUCAAAAUAGCGCCGUCAAGUUGACGUGGAGUAACGUCACAAAGAGUGAGUCUUGAAUUAUGUACCUGAUUCCCGCACUUUUUGACACUUUUAAUUUUUCGAUUGUUUUGAGUUUUUAAGUAUAUAAGAUGCAAUAAAAAGAAAAUUGAAUAGUUUCCCUUUUAAAUAUAACAUAUGCAAUGUAUUUCACUCAUAUGACAGAAAAUAUCGAUAUUCUGUCAUACUAGUGAAAUAUAUGUUAUAUUAAACAGGAAACCAUUCAAUAUUCUCUAUAUCAUAUAUAAACGAUACACACUCGUGCUAUGUAAUGUAUAAUGUUGAGUAGUAUAAAUUUUAUCAUUGAAUAACAUAUUGCGUUUACAUUCAACUAUGCAUUCUCCUUUUAACACUUUACAACUAACUAGAUCUCAUUUCAUUCUACGCAAUUUGGUGACUACAUAUCUAUGUUUUAAUGGUAUUUUGAUAUAUAUAUAUGUAUAUAGAAUAUAUUCAGCUAUUUAUAAACAAUAGCAAUAUAAUCGUAUUGUAAUUGUAACGUUAUUUGUAGAACGUUUUCUGUAUUGAGUGAGAGUGGAUUAUCAGAGGUUCAGCAACUGAUCAGGAGUCGACAGUAGUAUGCAGAGAAGUUCUGCAGAAACAGCUGUAUGGUGCAGUUUUAUGUGAUUUAGUAGGCUUGAAUACAUGCUAUACAAAUAUUGUAUACUAAUAUCUAGCGAUAAUAAAUAUGGUUGUAUGGUACUUAAAUACAAUGUGCAUGAUCGUAUAUGUUUAUAUAUAUAUAGUCAAGAUAGCGCCAGUAUAGUUAUACAUGUAUACAUACUGUACCUAUUCGUGUAGCACCAGUGUGGUUGUACAUGAAUACAUAUCACUUAUAUGGUUGUACACGUAUACAAAGCAUCAGUAUGGUUGAAGAUGUAUACAUAUCAUCAUUAAGGAUGAACAUGUAUUCAUAUCAUCAGUGUGGUUCUACAUGUAUACAUAUAACAAGUAUGGUUGUACAUGUAUACAUAUCACAAGUAUUGCUGUACAUGUAUACAUAUCACCAUUAUGGUUGUACAUGUAUACAUA